AGCUGAGGUCUGUAUCUGUAGACCUGAAUGUUGAUCCUUCUCUACAAAUUGAUAUACCUGAUGCCCUAAGUGAAAAGGACAGAGUGAAGUUUACCGUGCACACCAAGACUACACUGCCAGCUUUUCAAAGCCCUGAGUUUUCAGUUACAAGGCAGCAUGAAGACUUUGUGUGGCUGCAUGAUACGCUCACUGAAACUGAAGAGUAUGCAGGACUCAUUCACCUUCAAAGCCUGACUUUGAUGGUCCCAGAGAGAAGAUGCAGAAGCUAGGGGAAGGAGAAGUGUCUAUGACAAAAGAAGAGUUUGCCAAAAUGAAGCAAGAGCUAGAAGCUGAAUACCUCGCUGUCUUCAAGAAGACUGUAUCAUCACAUGAAAUCUUUCUGCAGAGGAUUUCCUCUCAUCCUGUGCUCAGCAAGGAUCGCAAUUUUCAUGUUUUCCUGGAGUAUGACCAAGAUCUGAGUGUUCGGAGAAAAAACACAAAGGAGAUGUUUGGUGGCUUUUUGAAAAGUGUGGUGAAGAGUGCUGAUGAAGUUCUCUUCUCUGGAGUCAAGGAAGUAGAAGAUUUUUUUGAGCAAGAGAAGACUUUUCUUGUAAACUACUACAACAGAAUCAAGGAUGCAUGUGCAAAAGCAGAUAAGAUGACAAGAUCCCAUAAAAAUGUUGCAGAUGACUAUAUUUAUACUUCCGCUUGCUUGAACAGCCUGGCAUUAGAAGAACCUACAGUUAUCAAAAAGUACCUGUUGAAAGUUGCUGAGCUCUUUGAGAAGCUCAGGAAGGUAGAGAGUAGAGUUUCGUCAGAUGAAGACUUAAAGCUCUCUGAACUGUUGAGAUACUAUAUGCUCAAUAUAGAAGCUGCUAAGGAUCUUCUGUACAGACGUACAAGGGCUCUUGUUGACUAUGAAAACUCAAACAAAGCUCUAGAUAAAGCCAGACUAAAGAGCAAGGAUGUCAGACUGGCUGAGGCACAUCAACAGGAUUGUUGUCAGAAGUUUGAGAAGAUUUCAGAGUCUGCAAAACAAGAACUGAUGAGCUUCAAACAGAAGAGAAUAUCAGCAUUCCGCAAAAACCUGAUUGAAAUGGCAGAACUGGAAAUAAAACAUGCAAAGAACAAUGUGUCUCUCCUGCAAAGCUGUAUUGACUUGUUCAAGAACUAAGGCGCCUUAUUCUGAAAAUGUGACAAAAGCAUCAAUUGCA
Merops nubicus (carmine bee-eater) is the source of this 1193-nucleotide messenger RNA. RefSeq names its product sorting nexin 5 (gene SNX5). Gene Ontology annotation, cellular component: endosome. NCBI's taxonomy places the organism in Eukaryota, Metazoa, Chordata, Aves, Coraciiformes, Meropidae. Bases 257 to 1153 code for a protein of 298 amino acids. Gene Ontology annotation, molecular function: phosphatidylinositol binding; dynactin binding. The transcript is spliced from 12 exons. The record is from RefSeq and is a predicted model, not a curated record. Gene Ontology annotation, biological process: intracellular protein transport; pinocytosis.